CUUAGUUCUUAGUCAUCACACUUCAAUGAUUGAUUCUACACAUUUCAAUAAUUUCUCAUCUCAAAAUCAGAACAAAAACCUUCGGCGACGAAAAAAAUCAUGAAGGCGAUAGUGAUCACGGAAGCAGGCGGCCCCGAAGUCCUUCAAUUGCUAGAAGUGGAUGCCCCAAAAAUCAAAGACAACGAGGUUUUGAUCAGAGUUGCCGCCACUGCUCUCAACAGAGCCGACACACUUCAGCGCCUGGGCAGGUACCCUCCCCCUAAAGGCGAGAGCGAGUUUCCCGGCCUUGAAUGCUCCGGUGUCGUUGAAGCCGUCGGCAAAGAUGUCCUCCGCUGGAAGAUCGGCGAUCAGGUGUGUGCGCUUGUUGCUGGAGGGGGAUAUGCCGAGAAGGUUGCUGUUCCUGCCGGCCAAGUUCUUCCUGUUCCGCCUAAUAUUUCGUUGCAAGAUGCAGCUAGUUUUCCGGAAGUAGCAUGCACGGUGUGGUCCACCGUGUUUAUGAUGAGCCACCUAUCACAAGGGGAAACCUUCCUGAUACAUGGGGGCUCCAGUGGCAUCGGCACAUUUUCCAUUCAAUUGGCUAAGCACCUUGGAGUCAAGGUUUUCGUGACUGCAGGAACUGAAGAAAAAUUAGCUGCUUGCAAGGAACUUGGAGCUGAUGUCUGCAUAAAUUAUAAGACUGAGGAUUUUGUUUCACGUGUUAAGGAAGAAACUGCAGGGAAAGGUGUGGACGUCAUCUUAGAUAACAUUGGUGCCUCAUACUUGCAACGAAACCUUGAAAGCCUAAACAUCGAUGGGAGGCUUUUUAUAAUAGGUUUUAUGGGUGGAACAACAACCGAAAUCAACCUUGCCAGUUUGCUAUCAAAGCGCCUUACAGUGCAGGCUGCCGGUCUGCGCAAUAGGAGCCUAGAGAACAAAGCUGUGAUUGUAAAUGAGGUGGAGAAAUAUGUGUGGCCAGCAAUAGCUGAAGGCAAGAUUAAGCCAGUGGUUUAUAAGCGUCUUCCACUAGAAGAAGCUGCUGAAGGUCACCGGAUCAUGGAAAGCAGCAAGCAUAUCGGAAAAAUUAUCCUGCUUGUUCCAUGAAGAUUUGUUUGGAAGAUACUGCUGUAGUAAUAAGUUUGUAAGAAACAAAGUCUGUCUUGUUUUGAAUACCAGCUGCCUCUUCACAGUUGUACCUUUGUUCAUAUAUGUAUUAUAAGUUAUUUGCAUCUGCAA
This is a messenger RNA of Salvia splendens (bonfire salvia), 1212 nucleotides long. Its product is annotated as oxidoreductase, zinc-binding dehydrogenase family protein. The transcript has 6 exons. Bases 100 to 1080 code for a protein of 326 amino acids. The record is from RefSeq and is a predicted model, not a curated record. NCBI's taxonomy places the organism in Eukaryota, Viridiplantae, Streptophyta, Magnoliopsida, Lamiales, Lamiaceae. Gene Ontology annotation, molecular function: oxidoreductase activity, acting on NAD(P)H; NADPH binding.